This is a messenger RNA of Cinara cedri, 5602 nucleotides long. The record is from the annotation of a GenBank genome assembly. NCBI's taxonomy places the organism in Eukaryota, Metazoa, Arthropoda, Insecta, Hemiptera, Aphididae.
CGAUAACGCGCAUAAAUCAAUUCGCGGGCGACUUUGCGACAAUACUCGAAGCGCGGGACACCCGUAAGCUCGCGCUCGCCCGCGUAAACGUUGUUCCGCAGACGGCAAUGUUGCCAACCAGAGCCCGACACGAAUCCCGCCAAUUUGUCGUGUGAGCCGAUUGACGAUAACGGCUAUCACCCGUUCAAUGUUAUUAUUUGUGCGUUUUAAUGAGAAGGCGCCCGGCCGCGGGGGCUAAUAGCGAUUGACGGUUAUCAAUACCGUUUAUAUCCUUUUUAUUAUUUCGUAUUUCGAUCGCAUUCCGGCUAUUCUGUUCGUAGAGAAGUUGCCGUACGCGCUUUUGGACCACCUCCGGUUAACGGUUCGUCGCGGCCAUGUCCAAAUCGUCAAACUCCAACGAUUUGCGCACAGAGCUGGCUGAACUCGUCAAGCGUAAAUCGGACAUCGCUGUGAGUUUUCCUGUCAGUAAAAUUACCACGAAUUUACUACAGUCAUCGUAUUGACAUCCGAGAUCAAUCAUAAUUUAAAAUAUUUCAGUACCUAUUAAAUAUCUAAAACCAAAAAAUGUGCAUAUUAAAGCAACUAAAUAUUAUGUACUGUAAUUAAUCACUGUUUUAAAAUUUGUAUACUAUAUUUUUAGGAAACUUUGGCUAAUCUUGAACGUCAAAUUUAUGCAUUUGAAGGAAGUUACUUAGAAGAUACCCACUUGUAUGGUAACAUCAUACGAGGUUGGGAUAGGUAUCUUACAUCAGCUAAUAAACUUCCUAACACUAAGAAUGAACCACGUAACAGGAAAUUUAAAGAAGCUGAACGCCUUUUCUCUAAGUCUUCUAUUACGUCAAUGGCUGUAAGUUUUCUACCAUUUUGCUAUAAUAUGCAAUCAGUUAACCGUAAAACUACCCAUUUCAUAAAAUCGAUUAUAAUACAGACUUAAAAUGUACACUGGGAAAAAAAGCACUGUUUAAAAAUUCAAAUUAAUACUUCAAAAAAAAAAAAGAAAUUCAUAUUUCUGAAAUCUAAUUUUCCCGAGUCAUGGUUAUGAUUAUGUAAAAAUACAAAAUCAUAAUUCAGAGAAAUAAGACGAAUAUAAAUAAAUUUCCAAUAGUAUAUAGUGUAUAUUUACAUCUUGCAUCAUAUUCUGUUUUUUUGCCCCCCUUCUAUCCAUCCUUGCCGCAUAUGACUCGCUACUCUCCAUUAACUAUUCCCACAUUUAGUUAGGUAGCUUUUAUUUACUCAUGUAAGGUUGCAUUGUUGAAGACAUUUGAAUAAAUGUAAUAUAAUUAAACAAUAUUUAUUAGUGUAUAUCUUAUCUGAAUGAAAUUUGAUUAAUGAUAUUACAUGUUUAAUUGAUAAUUGAGCAUACACAGAAAUAGUAAAUUAAUAUUGAAACUUUUUUCAGGCUGUAAGUGGUCUAGUAGAAGCUCAAGAGAAAGGUAUAAACAAGUCAAUUUAUUUAUAUUUUUUAGGAAAAUAAAUGGGUUAAUAUGGUUUUUGUAAUAUUUUUAGCUGAAAUUAACAGUGAAACUGAAUCGCAGACAGGCAAUAGUGGCAGUGAAGAUAACACAGCGAAAGAAAGUGGAAAAACAAAUAGUUUGACGAAUGGUCCAACCACCCCUAGAAAUCUAUUGGCAUCUGCCAAACGAGCUUCUAGUACAAAAAAAGUUAAGAAUCGAUGAUCUUCAUUCAACAAACUCAAUAGGGUAAGUAUUUAAUAUAAUCAAAUAAAAUGCAUACAACAAAAAAAAACUGACAUACAUACUUCACACAAUGGGUGGGUCAUUGAAGUUAGAAAGAUUAGGUAAGGUUAGGGUAUAGAGGGGAAUUUAAUGUACAUUUGUAUGCAACGAUUAAUCUUUGCUAACAAAAAACAAUUCUUAGUGGAGUUCAGUUUUACAGGUUUUGAAAAAAUGUAAUAUUUUUACGAUUUUUAUCAAAAUGUGUUAUUAAAAUUCUUAUAAAAAAAAAAAAAUUGUCUUUAUUACAAAGUAUGACUUAUAAUGGAACCUCCUGUUAAGUUUUCAAGAAUUUUUGUUCGGUCUAACAAUUUUAUUCACGAAUAAAAAUUACGUACAAAAAAUUCCAAAAUUAAAAUGUCUAAAUAGCUCAAAAAUAAAAAUGCCUAAAAUGUUUGUAAAAUUUUACCAUGUCUAGAAAAUACAAAUAUAAGUUUUCUGUCCUAAUUUCAAGUCUCUUUAAGUAUUUCAAACUGAAUCAUAAAAAAAAAAAAAAAAAAAAAAAAAAAAAAAUUUAAAAUAAAAUACAUUUCGUAAAUUUUUUUUCUGAUUUUUAUGAAAACAACUUGUAAAAUUUUCUUUCAGAAAAGGUGCUACACUUGAAAAUCAAAGCAAGAUUUCUGGUAGAAAGUUAUUCACAGAAAAAAAAAAUAUAUUUUAUUUCUUUAUAAUUGAACGACUAAAAUCUGUCAAAAUUGAAUUUAUUAAUUGACAUUUAAUUUUAUCCUUCCUCUCUUUUCCCAAAAUAGUUGUAUCCCUGAUCCUUAUAUCUCUACCUAACACACUCAAGCACAUCCUUUUACAAUUUAUAAAAAAUAAUACCUACACAAAUAAUGUAGAGAAUUAAAUACCAAUGUAUAUAAAUUAUUACUUUAUUUCAUUUAGGUUUUAAAACAGUUCCAGCGACCACAAUGAGAACAUAAUAUGUUAUUUCAAUACACAACAAAUUUGUAAAUAAUAUGUAUGCAUUAUAACUUAUAAUAAUAAUUAAGGUUAAGCAAUAUCUGCAAUGAUAAAAUGAUUAUUUUGGUGAUGAAUUAUAAAAUUGGUGUAUUUUUUUUUUUAAUAAAUGAUACAUACAAACGAUUAAUAAAUGUAUAAUUUAUGUAGUAUGAGCAUUGUUUUUGAUGACAUCUGUUGUCUCCAUUUUACAGAUAUAUUACAUAGUAAAUAUGCUGAACUCAAAUUUACCCAUGAUUUAAGUGAUUGUUUGUAAAUUGAGUUUUGAGUGAUUUUGACCCUCUUGGCUGUUUGGUUAGUAAAUCUAACUACUAAAGAUUUCAGAAGUUUGUGUGUACGGAAGCACGCCACUUAUAUACAUAAGUUAUUAUUCAACACCUUGUCCUAUGUGAAUCCGGUGACCUCAUUAUGGUCAAAAUAAAUAAUUCUGUGUUAACAUGUCUGCAUUUCAACGCGCGCUGUUUUCGUCAUUAAUGCCAUUCAUACAAAUAUUUCCAUUUUUCAUUUUAUGCUUUACAUUAAUUAUAUUAUUAUUAUAACAUUUUAAAAGUAAUUGAGGGUACAAUUCACCAAAAACCAAUUGAUUAUUACAAAUAAAAUAAUUAUUUUUUUAUUUUUUUUAGUUAAGUAAUUAAGUUUAGUUCCUUCACAUGGUAACUAUUUUUUUUUUGUGUAUAGUUCAUUUUUAGAUGCAUAGUAAUUAUAAAAAAUUAAAACUAAACAUAAAUACUGAUACUUCUAUAAAAAAAAAAAAACAAAUGAUUUUAUUGAUAAAAUCACUAUUGUGCCAGGUUACAAAAUGAAUUCUCUUGACGCUAAAAAUGUAUAUACAUCCAUUUCUAAACACAUAACAGUAAUUUUUUUUAAAAUAAACUUAUACAUUGUAAUAAAUUUAAUACAAACCAAGUACAAGAAAUUAUUCAAUCAAUAAAUGUAAUUAUUGAAAAAACUAUUUCCAAUAUAAUAAAUUAUAUUCGUAAAAAGAUGAGUUAUUUAUGAAUGCCCUUUAAGUGCUCUUUUAUCUGAAAUUUAUAUGCAAAAUUAUGAAACCAAUAAUAUUUUUAACAACAAAAUAUACAAUCCAUUGAUAAAAACAUAUCAUAGACAUGUUUAACCAAAUAAAGUUGUCAAUAAUAGUUAAAAACUAAUGUAAACAAAUUUAAAAACUAACAUAUUGUCACAUAAAAUAUCAAAAUAAUAUGUCUAACGAGUUCAUUAAAAUUCUGAACAAUAUAAAUAAUGCCGAAAAUCAAUUUUAAGACUAAUAAUAAUUUAUUCUAACAUAUAAACACAACAGAACUAAAAAUUUCACAAAAUAUUCUCACUCUUUUGAAAAUGCUGGUAUAUAUAAACUUAAAUGUAACUGUAAUAAAUUUUAUAUAAAUAAGACAAAUAGAAAUUUUAAAUUAAGAUAUAAAGCAUAAAUUUCAGAAAUAAAAUUAAAAGGCUGCCCCUAAUUCAAAUUUCGCUAAACAUGUUUUAGAAAAUAACCAUAAUAUAGGUUUUGAUAUUAAUACAGACUUAAAAAUAUUAAAUACCAAAAAUAACAUUUACAUUAAUUCAGUUUUAGAAGAAUUACAAAUACACAAUGAAAUAAAGAAAAAAAAAUUUUAAUAAUAUUUUAAAUUUUCAACCAAUUUUAAAAAUAAUAUCAUAUUUUUUAGCAUAUUUAUGUCUAAUAAUAACUGAUUUUAAAUAAUCUCUUCUAUGAAAAUACAAUUUUUUUCUAUAUUCUAUGUAAAAUGACCAAUGUGUAUAAUUUUUUUUCUAUGUAUUCCUUCAUUUAAUUUUUUAUAUUCAGUCGCGUUUUACAUUUUUACUGUGAUAUACUUGAUGAUGAAUUUUUAAUUCGAAACAUGUCGUAUGAUACACUUAUAAUACUCCAGGCGGCACAUUCAUUAAUUUAUUUUAUUUUUAUAUAUACAUUUUAUAUCCAUAUAUUUUUUACAAGUAUUAACCAUUUUAAUAAUUUUGUUUUUAUUUUAUUAUUUUUUUGUUAUUUAAGUAUACAUUUUUCAAAUGUAUAUAUGACAACACACUACUGUUCUACUACAUAUGCACUAGCAUAUACUGCACCCACAUUUGCCAUGAGUGCGGUCAAUGAAAAACAUCCGAUACAAAUUUUAUUGCACUGCAGUGAACUCAUUGGAUUCAUGUAGGACACAUCGUAAGCUUUUCUAAUAUUAAAUUUUAUAAAAAUAAAUUAAGAUAAUUUACAAUACAUUUGUUAACUUAUUAACUAAAUAUAUACUUAACAAAAUAUAUAUGAUGUAACUAAUAAUAAUUAUAAUUAAAGAAUAUUAUAAUUGGUUUUAUGUACUUGGAGAAGUCAAUGAUUAAGUAUUGUUGUAUCGCAUUCACUAUUAUAUAAAUUUCCUAAAGGUUGAAAUUUUCAUUUAUACUGAUCAUAAAAUAAUCUUAAAUUGUAGUAACUAUAUUUAUGUGUAAGUGCCUCUAAAAUUAUAAAUAUUAUUAAAUUUAAAAUUUAUAUUUUAAUUUUUCUAAAAAAAAAAUGUAAAAUGAAGUAAUUUUUACUUUUAAAAGACUGGUAUUUUAAAUAUACAGGCUGUCUCAUGAAGAUCAAAUUCUGUUUAUUUUUUUUUUAUUAUUAUUAUUAAAAACCUAUAAAUAUUUGUAGUCCUCUUCCCUGUGAAUAAUAUAAAACAAAAAUAAGAACAGAAUUUGAUUAUCUUUAUUAUCUCCGGAUAUAUUCAAGGGGUAUAUCUUCAUAGGACAGCCUGUAUUAUCUGAUUUACUAAUGAACAAAUAGUUGUAUUAACCACGACUGUACUGAGUGUCCACUGUAAUCUAUUUUCUUCUGUUUAAUAGGUAAUUUAUCACCUUUAACUACCUGUAAUAUUUAUAAAUAUUGUUACUGUUAUUUAAAUAUCAGUAAAAAUAAAAAAUAC